Chiloscyllium plagiosum (whitespotted bambooshark) is the source of this 6315-nucleotide messenger RNA. Lineage: Eukaryota; Metazoa; Chordata; Chondrichthyes; Orectolobiformes; Hemiscylliidae. The record is from RefSeq and is a predicted model, not a curated record.
UCGGAAACAGCAGCCCGAAAAACACUUCCCAGUGGCUUCAAUUACUAUCUUUAAAUCGUUACUAAGGAGUCGAGACCCGUUUUUACGAGGAAAGGAGUCUUCAGAGGAGGUAUUUCUAAUGAACACCUGGAAGAUGGGGUGCUGUGCUAAAGAAAAAAGAUUGCACCAUCUUACAUCAGAGAAUACAGAGUGGAUAGAACUGCAGAUAGAUCCUGACCAUCACCCAAGGAACAACUGCAGAACUGUGAGAAAACAUCCAGUCCCUUCACAGCAUUGCUGAACACAGAGAAGGCUGGGGAGUGAAACCACCCAUCUGGAAAUUAGUUGGGUCGGGGAGCUUUGACAUAUUAUCAGAUCUGAAACUGGUCAGUGGUAUGGAGCCUUCCAUCAGAACAACCUUGGUUCGGCUGUGGGUGAUCGGUCAGGGUGAGGCUGGGAAGAAGUGUGAGUGGGCUCCAAGUGUGAUGAGAGCUUCAAUCAUUCAUCGAGCCUCAUGAACUAUUGACAUAUCCUUAUGUGUGAGAGCCUAAUAGACUGUAAGAUGUGUGAGGAGGACUCCACAGGAUUGUAAGUUCUCCCAACACGCAGUGUGCACCUUUCUGUAACAACUUCAGUAGAAGAGUUGCAUCAUGGAACAGAAGCCAUUCAAGUGUGAGGUGUGUGAACGAGUCUUCACAAAAUCUUCAGCACUUGUGCAACAUCAACGAAUUCACACAGGAGAGAAACCAUUCACAUGUGAGGUGUGUGACAAAUCAUUCUCAAGUUCUUCAAACCUCCGUGUACACAAAUGCAUUUAUAAAGGAGCAAAUGUAUUCACCUGUAAGGUGUGUAACAAAUCAUUUUCACAGUCAUGGACGCUGCGUGUGCACCUGCGCAUUCACACAGGGGAGAAACCUUUCACAUGUGAUGUGUGCAACAAAUCAUUCUCACAGCCAUCCACCCUCCGUGAGCACCAACGCAUUCAUACAGGAGAGAAACCAUUCACAUGUGAAGUGUGUGAUAGAUCAUUCAGGCAGUCAUCAAGUUACCGUGCCCACCAACAAAUUCACACCGGGGAGAAACCACACAAAUGUGAGGUGUGUGGCAAAUCCUUCUCUCAGUUAACAAACCUCCGUGCACACCAACGCAUUCACACGGGGGAGGAAGCAGUUAAGUGUGAGGUGUGUGACAAAGUCUUCACACAGUUAAGAAGUCUCCUGCUACAUCAGACAACCCACACAGGGGAGAAACCCUUCAAGUGUGAGGCUUGUAAUAAAGGUUUUGCAACAUCCUCAACUCUCCUGAUACACCAGAGGAUUCACACAGGGGAGAAACCCUUCAAAUGUGAAAUUUGUGAGAUGGCGUUUUCUCAAACAUACCAUCUAUUGAGACACCAGAUGACUCACACAGGUGAAAAACCCUUUAAGUGUGAGGUGUGUAACCGAGCCUUCACACAGUCAUCAUCGCUGAUAAAGCACCAACGCAUUCACACUGGGGAGAAACCGUUCAAGUGUGAGAUGUGUGACAAAUCAUUCUCAGAUUCAUCACAUCUCCACAGACACCGGCGCACUCACACUGGGGAGAAACCUUUCACGUGUCAAGUGUGUAACAAAUCAUUCUUGAGAUCAUCAAACCUCCGUGCACACCAAUGCAUUCACACUGGGAAAAUGCCAUUCAAGUGUGAAGUGUGUGGCAAGGGCUUUGCAGAAUCAUCAGCCCUGCUGAAACACUGGCACAUCCACACAGGGGAGAAACCAUUCACGUGUGAGGUGUGUGACAAAUCAUUCUCACAGCUAGGAAACCUCUGUGUGCACAAAUACAUUCACAAAGUUGAGAAUCUCUCAUCAUGCUAAGUGUGCAAGAAAUCAUUCUCUGACUCAACAUCCUUCUGUACACACCAACAUACCUAGAGAGGAGACGCUGUUCUCCAGUGAGGUGAACAACAAUUCUUUUUGAGUUCCUCAGAUCCCAUAUUCCAUCAGGGGAAUCAACUCCAAGGAGGAAGUCUUCAAUUGUGAACUUCAUGUGGGAGAAAGCAGUUCUGUAAUUGCACAGAAGUAUUUUAUUGCACUGUGAAUAUUUAGAGUUUUUUAGAUAAUUUUUAGUUUCGGGAUUAAACUUUUUCGUUCAUUGGUUAAAAAGAUCAAAUAUCAUUGCAAAUGAUGGAAAAAUGUUUUGCUGCAGUUGUACCUGGCAUUGAUGAGGUGGCAAUAAUAUUGAUGGUCUUCCUUUAAAAAAAGGAUAUACUGUAACUGCAUUAGAAGCAGUUCAGAAAUGUUUGAUUUUACGUGAUUCCUGGGAUGAAUGGGUUAUCAUGCAAGGAAAGGUUAUACAGGUUUGGCCUGGAUCCAUUGGAGUUUUGAAGAAUAGGAGGCAAACUGCUUCAAACACACGUGAUUUUCAGGGCAUCCAACCGGGUGGAUGCUGAAAGAAUAUUUCUCCUGUGGGAAGAGAGCAGAACAAGUUACAAAUACAGGGUCGUCAGUCUUUGGAACUCUCUUCCUCAGGCAGCUUUGUUAAAUAUUUUUAAGCCAGAAAAAGAUCCUUUGACUGCUUCCUCAAUCAAUAAUCUAUUGGGGAGAGGCAAGAAAGUGGAGUUGAGGGCACAGGCAGAAUAACCAUGAUCUUAUUGAAUGUGCAGCAGACUUGAUGAAACAAGUGAUCUGCUCUUGCUCUGAAUUGUUAGGUUUGUAUGUAUGCUCAGAUAAAUAGAGAGAGCUUUGAAACAGCAUGCAGACUCAUUUAGCUGGAGACCCGGUAUGUGCAUUCCUUGCUGUCACGACAGUCCAGGGAAAUGUUUUCUAUAGCUAUAGCUAAAUUAGUUUAAAGAUAUUUAGUAGCCCUGAAAGGCUGUAAAAACACAUUUUCUUUGAAACAACUCCACAGAGGCUGGUAUCCUGUUAUCAAGUCACCCUUUAUAUGUGAACAGUCCUUGAUGAUCGUACUUCCUCUUACAGAAUCAGGCACCAGAGUGACAGUAUCUCUGACACUCCUUUUCCUUGGAGAGCCUACAGGGUUGUUUUAGCUUCAGGACAAAUUCCUCUGACUUGGCAUUCGACACAGGCAUCAUGUAAUACACAGGAGCUCGUUUUCUUUGUGCCAGGAGCACCUCACUCAGCAGCAAAAGCAUUGAGGUAGCUACUUCUCUGAUUCUGAAGACUCAACAAUGUUUGACAGAGAGGGUGAGUCCAGAGCAUUCCCAAAUGUUCUGAGAGGUAGGGCACAUUUUGUUCCCGGAUCAUUUGAGAGUUCAUGGCAUUCAUAUGAUUCAUAUGUUUAUUGAGGAUUGUCCCACCUACCCGAACAUUAUAUGUCACUAGUCCUGACCUUUUGUCAACCAUGCCUCUUACCCAUGUGGGGCAAUUUGCAUGAUAUUUGCAUCAAACUUUGGCUCCUGUAUUGAACUGUCUCUCUGAGUGGAGUCUUAGGUGGGGCAUUAGAGUUCCUGAUGUAGUAUCACCAUCCCCCCCAGAUCCAGGAAGAUCAGAUUGAACCUAGUGUAGAGUCUUCCACGCAUUAGCAACUCUGCCAGUGUAAUCCUUGUAGUUGCAUGACGGGUAGUCCUAUAAUCAAACAAGAACUGUGACAGCUUGGUAUCGAGUGAGGCUGUUUCUUCAAUCCAGCCCUCAUAGUUUGGACCAUUCUUUCUACCAGGCUAUUGGAUGAUGGGUGGUAAGAAUCUGCCCAUAUAUGCCAAAUUCCAUUUGACUUUAAGAAAUAACCAAAUUCUCUGCUGAUAAGUAAUGGCUCGUUAUCUGUGACCAAGACUUCAGGACUGUGUUCGUUGCAAAACAUGCGUGCAAUUUUUCUAUUGAUAUCCCAGUGUCUGAUGAAUGGAUGUUAUGCAUGUCUAACCCCUUUGAGUGGGUGUCUACUUGACUAAGAAUAUUGAACCCACUCAAAGGACCUGCACAGGUGAUAUGCAGUUGAGUCUAAGGUUUAUCUGGCUAUUCUCAUGACAUAGCUCUUACAAUAACUCUUUGUCAAAAUCUUCACUUUGGAGACUCCUGGAAGGCCCUGAUGAAGUUCAGCCAGUAUUCAACAGUGACCUUUGCUUGGGACAGUCACUGUUGCUCUCCAUAACAAUAUGGGGUCUCUCUGGAUCCAACAAGGUUUCACUUCUACUUGAAACAGCCUUUUGGUUUCCCCCAUUAAUACCAGUUGUUUCAGUUUGGAAGGGACUGCCUCCUUCAGUGUCUAAGAUCUGAUAUUGUUAGCUGUAUCUGGGGCAUAUCCAGAAAGUUUAAUAUCAUUACAGAUGCUUCCACUGGGAUUCCACUGGUAAUGUACCUGCUAAUGGGAGGCGGCUCAAUGUACAGAGGAACCUCGACUAUCCAAACAACAUGGCGGGGAGUAUUUUGUUGGGAUAAUCGAAUGCUAGAUAACACAGUUUAGCCAAGCAUUGGGACCUUGCAAUCUUGCCGGAUAAUCCGAAAUUUGAAUAAUCAAAUGCCGGAUAAUCAAAAUUCUACUGUAUUCGCUACUCAACUUCCCUGACAGUGUUUUAACUUAUUAGAAACACUUAGUGUUAGAGACUGCUGCCGAGUGCAGCCUGAAGCUAUGGAUGGCACAGUCUUGUCCUCUUUAAGUAGACCAAGUAGGGAUUCGUGAUUGUGAUUAACACAAAUUCUCCUCUAUAGAAGAAUUUCUUGACUCUAAAAUAUGACUGCCAAUACCUUCUUUUUCUAUUUGGGCAUAUUUAAGCUCUGCAUUAGCCAGGUCCUGGAUGCGUAAGCUAAUAGGUGGUCCUCUCCUUGGGCCACCUAUCAGCUGUUACCAUUCCAGUGCUAUAUGGGGAGGCAUUGCACAUAAUGCUGGAUCUUUCUUGGGAUCAUAGUGUGCCAACACCUCAGAUGAUGACAGCUGUUUCUUUACUUCACUGAAAGCUAGGGCUUGUCUAUCUGACCAUUUCCAAGGCUCAUCCUUUUUUUUAGCAGUUGAUGCAAAGAUGCAAGGGUGCAUCAGCUUAUGUCUGAAUUUUGCAUAAAAAUUUACCAGCCCAAGAAAUGACCAAAUCUCCUGGAUAGACAUGGGAGCUGGGGCACUUUUGAUCACCCUCACUUUUUCUUCCAACAAGUGUAACCUGGUCUUGUCAAGUCUGUAGCCCAAGUAAGUCACUUGGGGGAUUUGGAACACACAUUUUUCCCUUCUUAGGUGUAAACCUGCUGUGGAACAAUGCCUUAGUAAAUGUCCCUUGUCAGAUUUCCCUAUUAUCUAGGUAAAUGGUGACCUGAGGAUACCUUGCAAAAAUGUUCUCCAUCAUCCACUGAAAUUUGAACAGACUGAUAAUACCCCAAAUGGGAAUCUUGAAUAUUGGUUCAAGCUGUUAUGUUUAUUAAUUGGGAAUUUUGGUCUAAAUGCAAUUCAAGUAAAUGUGCCUCAUGUCCAGCUUCAUGAAGGAGACCACCACCCCUCCCAACUGCACCAGCUUUGCGUCUAAAUCCUCUAGCCGAGAGGUUGGGUAUUUAUCCAGCUGUAAGAAAAGGUUUACUGUUUGUUUAAAAUACCCACAAAAGCAAAUUGAACCAUCAGGCUUCAAAAUUGGUAAGAUUGGUAUUGCCCAUUCCAUGAAUUAGAAAAAUUUCAUGCUUCCUUCGCUUUUCAGUCUUCUGAUUCCUGCCUCUACUUUUUGCCAUAAGGCAAAUGGCACUGGUCAGAAUUGUUUCCUGGUCAACAUGCAAUCCCCAGCUCUUCCUGGAAGGCUUCUGGGUAUUUAAUUAGGACUUCACUCAGGUAGCAGUUUUCUAAUUGAAAAAUAUUGAGUCAAUCAAAGUGAAUAUCUCUUAUCCAAUUUUGCCCCACUAAGCUUAGGCCCGAGCCCUUUACUACAAUCACUGGUAACUGAGCCAACUACAUUUCAUAAGGGACCAGAACUGAAACUGUACCCUUAAUCUGUGACAGUUUGCCGGUGUAGGUUCUCAGUCCAGCUGAGUGAAAUGAUUGUAACAAGGUGAGCCAACUGGACCUUAUAGAAUAGGAGUACCCUGACUGUGGCUGUUAAUCUGGUCCAAUCAGGGAGGCCUGCUUGACAGAUGAAAAGGGGAGUGUCAGAGAUACUAAUACUCUGAUACCUGACUCUGAAGAGGCAGAACUAUAGUCAAAGGCUGUUCAUGUGUAAAUAAAGGAUUACCAGGCGACAGGAUACCUGCCUCUGUGGAAUUAUUUCACUGGAGUCUGGUGCAAAGUUAAGGGCUGGAAUCUAGAGAGCAUUUUAUUAAAAACUGAUAUGGCUGCGCUGGUAUGCACUGGAUGACCAUAUAACCAUUUCCCCUUCCCCCACCUCACCCCAGUUCCAAACUUCCAGCUCAGCACUGUUCCCAUGACUUGUCCGGACUU